AAAGUGAUGAUGAUGGGGAGAAACGUGCUGGGGAACGUUUAUUAAAUCUUCUUAAAACGUUGGACGCAAAAAAUGUGGCUGUAAUUGUUACGCGAUGGUUUGGUGGAAUUUCGCUUGGUCCUGUUAGAUUUGAACAUAUUGUAAAAUGUGCAAGAGAAGUUUUGGAUCAAGGUCCUUUUUUAUCCAAGAGUGUGUCUACAUCUUCUUCAUCAAAGCGAUCUGUUUCGUCGAGUACAAUUCUUGUAAAUGGAUGUCAGCGCGGCAAUCCAAUCUUGCAAUUCAUCCGUAACGUACCAUGGGAAUAUAGCGAAAUUGCCCCGGAUUAUUUGUUAGGGCGGACAACUUGCGCUUUAUUUCUUAGGUAUAACGACUUCACUUCGACAUAUAUUAAUUUAUGCGCU
Messenger RNA from Dentiscutata erythropus, 401 nucleotides. Lineage: Eukaryota; Fungi; Glomeromycota; Glomeromycetes; Diversisporales; Gigasporaceae. The record is from the annotation of a GenBank genome assembly.